This is a messenger RNA of Pestalotiopsis fici W106-1, 1821 nucleotides long. RefSeq lists its product as uncharacterized. The record is from RefSeq and is a predicted model, not a curated record. Lineage: Eukaryota; Fungi; Ascomycota; Sordariomycetes; Amphisphaeriales; Sporocadaceae. The transcript has 2 exons. The coding region runs from base 1 to 1821 and encodes 606 amino acids. Gene Ontology annotation, molecular function: aldehyde dehydrogenase (NAD+) activity.
AUGGGGGUCCAAGACCUGGAGACUUGGGUCAACCAGCUCGGAGUCCUCUUUCAAGAGUUUCCUCUACGUGAAGAGCUUCAAGCACUCAUUAAGCCAGCUGCUCUCACCACUGGCAUAGCACUACUCUUUGUCUACCUCUUCUUCGUCCGCUCCGAUCCGCCUGUUCGCUAUACCGUUCCCGCGCCAAAGCUUCCCGAAGGCGAACCGCAGAUUCUCAAGCAUCCUUCGAUCAAGGUAGAGGGUAGCUCUGCCAUUCAGUGUUACGCGCCAGCGACCGGCCAGCUCCUCGGUCUCGUCAACCCGUCCACCCCCGCUGGCCUCGAUCGCGCCAUUGCGUCAGCCGCCGAGGCGCAAAAGAAAUGGAGUCAGACCACGUUCCGUGAGCGGAGGGCGGUUUUGCGCACCAUGCUGCAGCACGUUCUCGACAAUCAAGAACAGAUAUGCAGAGUCAGCAGCCUGGAUUCGGGCAAGACCAUGCUCGACGCGCAGCUGGGCGAAAUUCUAGUCACGACCGAGAAGCUCCAAUGGACCAUCAAACAUGGCGAGAAGGCCCUGCUGCCCGAGAAGCGUCCCACCAAUAUGCUGAUGUGCUACAAAAAGAACAAGGUCAUCUACGAACCACUGGGCGUUGUAGCUGCGCUGGUUAGCUGGAACUACCCAUUCCAUAACCUGGUCGGUCCCAUCAUUAGUGCCAUAUUUGCAGGCAACGGAAUCGUGGUCAAGGUCAGUGAGCAGACGUGCUGGAGCGCUGCCUAUUAUACCAACAUUGCUCGUGGCGCCCUGGUCGCGCAUGGACAUGAUCCGGCCCUGAUCCAGAGCGCCGUCUGCUGGCCGCAGGUUGCCGGUCAUCUUACAAGUCACCCCGGCAUCAGCCAUGUCACUUUCAUUGGAAGUCGUCCGGUCUGUCACCAUGUCGCAGCCAGCGCCGCCAAGAGCCUUACUCCAGUUGUGGCGGAGCUAGGUGGCAAGGACGCUGCCGUGAUUUGCGAUUCGGCCAAGGGUGACCUGAAGAGGAUUGCAGAUAUCAUGAUGCGCGGCUCUUUCCAAGCUGCUGGACAAAACUGUAUCGGCAUUGAGCGCAUCAUUUGUGCCCCGGGCGUAUACGACAAGCUAGUGGAGAUGCUGGCACCUCGUGUCAAGGCACUACGGCUAGGAACGGAGAAGGAUGUCGGCGCUGUGAUAUCAGACAACUCGUUUGUCCGUCUUGAGAGUUUGGUGCAAGAUGCUGUGCAGCGCGGUGCAAAGUUACUGGCUGGAGGGCAGAGAUAUAACCACCCUGAUCACCCUUCAGGCUUCUACUUUACGCCUACUCUGCUCGUAGACGUGACACGGGACAUGGCGAUUGCACAAGAAGAAUGCUUUGGCCCCAUCAUGACGAUCAUGCGCGCAGCUUCAGGAUCUGCUGACGACUUGUUGAACCUUGCAAACGCACCCGACUUUGGACUCGGCGCCAGUGUUUACGGUAACGACAGUGAUCCAGUCCUCCGUGCAGUGGUCAAGGGCAUCCGUUCUGGCGGCGUGGCUGUCAAUGAUUUUGCUGUAUUCUACGCCGUACAGUUGCCGUUCGGCGGUGUCGGUGGUUCUGGCUAUGGAAGAUUCGCAGGAGAGGAGGGCCUGAGGGGCCUCUGCAACAUCAAAAGUAUCUGUGAAGAUCGAUUUGGUUGGCUAGGCGUCAGGACGGCGAUUCCCCCUCCAGCGCAGUACCCGGUCAAGAACCAAGACGGGGCUUGGAGGUUUGCGAGGGGCGUUGUGAGACUAGGUUACAGUCUCGGGAUAGGAGGAAUGGUCGAGGGCAUUCUAGAUGUCGUAAGGAAUGGCUAA